CCGGCUGUUAUUGUGAUAGCGUGUGUCAUUCAUUCUCCACUUAAACUUUCGCGUUUAUUAUCUCAAUAAAGUUUAUUGAUAAAUAUUGAAAACCGAAUCACAUGUUGUGACAGUGUAUACGGCUGGUAUUUAUAAAUAUCCGUCGCCAAACGGACGAGUAGCAAUAAAAUAAAACUGACUUGAAUGGUUUGAAGUUUGACAAAAGUGAGUGUGUGCUUGUGUUGUGAACUUAAUGUUCAAAUCAGAACUAAUUUAAGCAAGCAACUUCAUGUUCUCCGCUAAACUAGAAUCCCAGAUGUUGAAGUUGGAGUCCCCAGAAGUCCGGAUGUCACUUCCAUUGCCGCCACGUGCGCCUGAUGCCUCCGCAUUAGCUGCUUAUUGGGCGGAGUACGAAGACCUCUGUCGACAGAUCAGCACUGCACAUCACACCGAUGACGACGACAACCAUUACGAAGAAGGCGAAUUAGAAACAGAAUGGCUCCAGGCGGCUGGUCUAGCAUCUCUCGCGGCGCCAUUCCAGGCUGGCUUGGAGGUGACCGAGGCCCAACUGGGUGAAGCAGUAAGGCCCUUGCCGAGGGAACAGGCAGCCGCCGUCAGACGAAGAGUCAGACGUCUGAAUAGAACUGUUAGACGGAAAAAGGCCGCGACGCGCGCCAGGAAACCAGAUAUAAGGGAUGUCUUCCGUGAUUUAGAGAACUCAAGUGGCAGCGAGCCUCGGUCGCGCAGCGCGACCCCGGAUUCUCUGGACUCGCUGCCGAGCGGCGGAUCAGGCAGCCCCCCAACUGAAUGGGCUGAUGCUGCAACACCGCCUGACUUUGUUGAUAGUUACCCAGCGGGCACGCACGCACCGAUCGCGCGUACGCCGUCAGCGCCGAGCGGGCGACGCGAGCGCCUCUCCCCUCCCGGACCCAAUUCCCCUCCCCGGCCCGUGCACGAGCUAUUCAAGCCCAACGAGCUGCAUUGGGCUGAUAUCGCUUCUAAUACUGAAGGCAUAGAGCUUCUUGGCUACCAACGGUAUGGGACGGUACAAGGCCCAAGGAUUGGCAAGGAGCGGAUUAAUGGCUCCAUUCUCAAAGAAAACGAUGUUUUUAUGAAGCACGCGCCGGUAUCUCGCACGAAGAGCGCGGCGUCCUCGCAGCCUCUCAGCUUCGAACACAAGUUCAAUCUCGACCGACAGAUGCUCGAACACGACGAAGAAUGGCCCGAACACGAUAGUACAGUGGAUAUUGAGGGUCUGGGAGAGUCUCAGUUCAAGAAACUCCAGCCUCUACUUUGGCUCGAAUUGACUGCGUUAUUCGACAAGUUCUCGCUCCCAUUCCACAAGAGAAAACCGCCGAAGAAGAAGAGGAAAGAAGAAGGCGCCGUAUUCGGAGUGGCCCUAGAAACCCUUCUUCGCAAGGAUAUGAUAAUUUGGGAAGAAACUUGGAGCUCAGUUCCAGCGAUCAUUAGGACUCUCAUUGAGGCGCUACGAGACAGGACCAGGGAUGAGGGACUACUUCGGGUUCCUGGGAAUAAGCAUAAGAUCGAAUCGCUCUGUCAGCUGAUAGAGCAGCAGUGGUACAGCGAGCGUGGUGGUGUUCAGGCGGCCCUGUCCCGAGCCACUGGACACGAUCUUGCUGCCGUCUUCAAGAGAUUACUCCGCGCGCUUCCGCAGCCUCCGCUCACACAGGAAUUGGCCAGACUGUUCUAUCACACGUAUGCAUUAUCAGGCAGCACCCAAGGCCGUGCACUAAAUCUCCUAGUUUUACUUCUGCCGGCCGAACAACGUGCAACAUUACGAGAGAUAUUACGACUAGUUCGAGAGAUAGUGGAAAUGAGUGAUACAAACAAGAUGAGCGAACAUAAUGUGGCUAUGAUUAUUGCCCCGGCGCUCUUUCCACCCAGUCUUCUCCUGAAGCCAACAGACAGUCUAGAAACUCAAUUAGCAACAGCGGCAAACAGCUGUCAUGUCACAGAAGCGUUAAUGCGAUGGAACGACCAACUAUGGAUGGUUCCUGCCUCACUUCUUGCUGCCUCUCAGAGGAAACCGCACCAACACAGACGAAAUAAUCACACUUGAUUUUAAUUUAAUUAAAUUUGUGACUACAAGUUGAAUAGACCGUAAGGUGCUUGAAUUGUGCUGUGCUUAUUUGCAUAUUAGAUCAAAAUAUACUUAAAUAUGUUGAUAGUUUAAGUAUACCUGAUUCAAUGUGAAUGAUUGUGACGUAGAUUAUUCGAAUCUAACUUUAAGAUACGAUAUUGAGUGAUAUUGUUUAUUGUAUACUCCAUAUGUUAAGGUAUAGUGGUAUAUGACGCCAAAUAACUUAUAUUAUAAUUUAGUAUAAAUAUUCCAGUUGAGGCUAAGCCAUUUCCGUGGAAAGGAUUGUAUUAGGCAUGACUAUGUAACUUCCAAUCACAUAUUCUUAAUCCUUUUUGUUUAAACUUAUUAAUACUAACAAAAUAUUCUGAUUGAUUUCUAUAAUUUUCCUUUACUUGAAAAAUGUUAAUAUACCUCCACUAAAAAACUAGUUAAGCCAAGGUAUGUGGUGCCAUUUGAGUGAUCGGUUACCAUUUGGAAAAGGUGUUGUAAUUUGGUACCAAUGUUUAUUACAAUGUAUUUUAAUACAAAAGUUUAAGUAACUGGGAAAAUAAUGCAAAUUAACAAUUGUAUAGGCAAGCAAAGACUGACUUGUUAUGUAUAUUAUAUGUAAGCAUAUUUACUUCCAAUUAUAAAAAUAUAUUAUCAAAUCAAA
Molecule: messenger RNA, 2732 nt
Organism: Pieris rapae (cabbage white)
Lineage: Eukaryota; Metazoa; Arthropoda; Insecta; Lepidoptera; Pieridae
Gene: conu
Product: rho GTPase-activating protein conundrum
Exons: 12
Coding region: 269-2059 (596 amino acids)
Biological process (GO): regulation of actin filament polymerization; regulation of small GTPase mediated signal transduction; signal transduction
Cellular component (GO): cytoplasm
Molecular function (GO): GTPase activator activity
Source: RefSeq, a predicted model, not a curated record